AUGGCGGUAGGAUCUCUAAAAGAGUUGAAAAAUGUUGAAGUGCACCAUGAGGAUUAUACUAUGCUCUACAUUUUACCGAAGGAAAAAGCAUUAGAAUUCGAUUUACAACCGCCCAAAAAAAUUCGUUUAAAACCGAUAAACAAAUUUUCCGAUUAUAAAAAAGCGUUCGGUUUAUGGUCAGCCAGAAAGCAAAACUCUAUUGAGUUUUUUGAGCGCGUUGCAAAAUACAAUCCAAAUGUUGGUGCUUUUCUAGAGGAUAACACUUUAGUAUCAUUUUUUGAAAAAAAUGACAGAAAAGAUUUGCCGCUUCUAAAAAGUUUGUAUGCUCGUGUUGCAACGACAUUGAGAACAGCUCUAAAACAGAAAAAUGUUGAAGUUUCUGUUGAUGUUUCGAAUCGGAUGUAUACAUUACCAAAAGAAAAGGCAGUGGAAUUCGAUGUACAAUCACCCAAAGAAAUUUGUCUGAAACCGAUAACAAAGUUUUCUGAUUAUGAAAAGGCUUAUGAAGUAUGGCCAUCGCGAAAAAUAAGUUCUGUUAAGCUUAUCGAACGCGUUGCAAAAUACAAUCCAAAUGUUGGAGCUUUUCUAGAUGAUACUAUGGUAUCGUGGGUGUUUAGGUUUCCCAGUGGACUUCUAAUGGCACUGCAAACUGAUGAAAAAUAUUUCGGAAAGGGUUAUGGGCAAUUGGUAGUGAAAGCAAUUUCAAAACAAGUUGCUUGCGAUUGGGGUCAUGAUAUUUGCGCUGGCAUUUUCGAUCAAAAUGUAGCAUCGAAAUCGUUAUUUGGUAAACUUGGCUUCAAACCAGCUCCAGAGAAAGUUCAUUGGCUUUCCACAAGAAAAACUUGGACUGAUCAAGAAGAUGAUCGAAACCGCGCCUACGCCGAUACACUGAAUCCAUCACAUGACAAUCUUUUUCGCUUAUUGCAACUAAUUGAUUAUUCGACGGGAUACAGAUUUUUGGGUAUUCGCCCCGAAAUUCAUCCGAUUUUAGUUGAGGCGCUAAGAAAUGCAAAUGUUGAAAUUAUGUCAGAUAAUGUGGCAAUACUGUAUCAUUUACCGAAAGAAGAAGCCCUCAAAUUUAAUGUGAUACCACCAGAACAUGUAAAAUUACGUUCAUUAACUGAAAUGGAUGAUUUGGAAGAAGUGAGCAAAAUGUGGCUUCAUCAAGAUUCGUGCGCAGUACCUUACGUUCAUAGAUUGGUUAAAUAUAAUACCCAAGUGGAUGCUUUCCAUAAUAAUACUUUGGUAGCUUGGAUAUUUCGUUUACCUAUUGGAUUGCUCGGUGGUUUAAAAACUGAUAAAAAUCACCUCGGCCGUGGUUACGGAUCGCUCGUGACAAGAGCCCUAUCGAAAAUGAUUGCCGAAUUAGGGGACGACAUCUAUUCGGCAGUUUUUUUGGAUAACACACCAUCACAUUCUCUAUUUAAAAAGCUUGGCUUCAAGCCGAUCGGAGAAGUCUAUUUCGUAGCAACCAAAAUAAAUUGGACUUUGGCGCAUGAAUAAUGCAACUUAAAUCUUACAAAAAGAAUUUUCUUUAUUCAAUUUCCAACCAUUUGACCAUUUUUGCUUUUUAUAAGUAAAACUAAUAAUUCGAUUUAUUUGAAAAAAAAAAAAUUAGUAAAUGUAGAUUCCACCACAAAAAAAGCAUCAUCCUGUUCGUCAUUUGUGUUCGAAUUGUUCAUCAAAAACGGUAUGAAUGCGAUCGAUCAUAUCGCUGGCAGUCAUACUUCGUCCUUUUUCUUCAAAUGUAAUUGUAUUUAAUGCUUUAACAAAGUGGCUGGCUCCAACUGAAGCAACUUUAGCCGCUUCACUGCUAUCACUGUCGUCGUGGAAAUGAUAAAAAAUAGAAUUAAAAUUACGAGGAUCAAAAAUGUAAAAUUUAAAUGUUAUUACCCGGGCAUCGUGCGAAGUGCCCAUGCGUAAAAAACAGCUGUGCAUCCAGAAAGAAUAUCACCUUGACCACCACACCGUCGUGCUUUGCCACCUUCAACAUUGACUACAUUGCUGGUUUUAUUAACACCACUGUAGAUGUUAUCGACGAAACCUUUCUUUAAAAUUGAAACUGAUGGCCCAAGUGCGUCGAUUUUUUUUAUCUGAGAAUCAGAACCAUCAUCGCCAAAUAUGCGCGUGAAUUCGACAACAUUUGGUGUAAGAAUUGCGCCCGGAUAAUUAACAAUCAAUGAAAGAUCUUGUGAAAGUAAAAACAAUCCAUCAGCAUCGAUGACAAGUGGUUUUUUUAGUUCACGACACACGGAGAACAAUUGUCGAAUAGUUGCAAAAACUUUUGGAUCACGUCCCAAACCUGGACCAAUCACAAGUACAUGCAAUCGAUCAAGCCAUGGUUUAAUCAAAUCGAUUGAAUGGUUUGGAUCAUCUAAAACUGGAUGCACCAUCAACUCAGGACUGUAGGAUUUUAUUGGAAUGGCUGCAUCAUGGCUACAAAAAAUAUGCACAAUAUCAGCACCCAAUUUCAACGCACUAAUUCCCGCAAAAUAUGGUGCCCCCGUAUACUCAAAUGAACCACCAACAACACCAAUUCGACCCGCUUGACCUUUAUGCAUAUCAUUGGUUAGCAAAGGAACGCACUGGCGCGCUUUUGUCAAAUAUAAAUUACUAUUCGACAUAUUUGCAAAACUAAAACUUUGUUUGGCAAAAGAAAUGAUUGAAACAGCUCGGACAACGAAUGAAAUAAACAUCUAGGGUUUAUUUACAUCAGAUUCACGAUAACAAAAUUAACAAUGGCGUUGAAACUUUAUAAAAAAACAA
Messenger RNA from Contarinia nasturtii (swede midge), 2766 nucleotides. RefSeq lists its product as uncharacterized. Lineage: Eukaryota; Metazoa; Arthropoda; Insecta; Diptera; Cecidomyiidae. Gene Ontology annotation, molecular function: acyltransferase activity, transferring groups other than amino-acyl groups. The transcript is spliced from 11 exons. The record is from RefSeq and is a predicted model, not a curated record. Bases 1 to 1503 code for a protein of 500 amino acids.